GAUCGACGUGGUAACGUAACGAAGGAUUAGUUUGUGCAAUUCUCAAUACGUAUACUCAAUAAAUCCGGAAAAAUAUCAUCACAUCGAAGUACAUUCCCUUAGCUGUAGCAUGCUUUAAUCGCUCCUUCAUAUGCAGCAGACAUGGUAGAGCCGACAACACGCAAGUUUGCAUCCCUAGAAGAGGAGCUGGGCUUCUGGAAGGAGCAAGCAGAGAGAUACGAGCAAAGGGCUGAGGAGGCUCAAGAGGAGCUGCAGGAAUUCCAGCAGAUGAGUCGGGACUAUGAGGCUGAGCUUGAGACAGAGCUGAAGCAAUGUGAGGGUCGAAACAAAGAGCUGCUGCAGGAUAAUCACCGGCUUCGCGUAGAACUGGAAAACAUAAAGGAGAAAUUUGAAGUCCAGCAUUCUGAUGCUUUGAGGCACAUAUCAACACUUGAGGAAGAGCUGGGAGAGACCAGAGCAGUUAGAGAUCAUCUGCAGAAGUAUAUCAGAGAGUUAGAGCAAUCCAAUGAUGACCUGGAGAGAACCAAAAGGGCUACCAUCAUGUCUCUGGAGGACUUUGAGCAGCGGAUGAACCAGGUCAUUGAGAGAAACGCCUUUCUUGAAAGUGAGCUGGAUGAGAAAGAGAACCUGCUUGAGUCUGUUCAGAGGCUCAAGGACGAAGCUAGAGACCUUCGCCAGGAGCUGGCUGUACGACAGAAGGAGAGAAGGCCAUCCAGCAGCCUGGGCAAAGACACAGAUCGUCCUGAUAUGAUGUUACCCUCAGCUGGAAAUCCUUCCAUCCCCGUCACACCCUCCAAACCUAUUAGUUCAUAUGUCACAACCCCAGCUUCCAACAUCCGGAGAGGUGAUAGUCUAACAGGAACCCCGCUUACUACAUCGGCUAGAAUAUCUGCACUCAACAUCGUUGGGGAGCUACUCAGAAAAGUUGGAAAUUUGGAGUCCAAGUUGGCAUCUUGUCGAGACUUUGUGUACGACACAUCCGUCAACAGACCGGCACUUACAGUUGGUCCUGGCAGUCCUUCGGGUUUAGAUGCAGGUCCUGAGCUCCAGGCGGUGGGCCUGAACCCUCCUCCUCAGUAUGACAGUUUGGUGAAACGGUUAGAGUUUGGACCAGCUCCUCCAAGAGGGAUCUCCCAUGGUGCCCAGUCUCCACAGGGAGGGGUCAAGAUACUGCUAUGAGAGGGGAGGGGAAA
This is a messenger RNA of Pelmatolapia mariae (spotted tilapia), 1193 nucleotides long. RefSeq names its product nuclear distribution protein nudE homolog 1-like. The transcript has 9 exons. Gene Ontology annotation, biological process: microtubule nucleation; vesicle transport along microtubule; establishment of mitotic spindle orientation. Bases 142 to 1179 code for a protein of 345 amino acids. Lineage: Eukaryota; Metazoa; Chordata; Actinopteri; Cichliformes; Cichlidae. The record is from RefSeq and is a predicted model, not a curated record. Gene Ontology annotation, cellular component: kinetochore; kinesin complex; centrosome. Gene Ontology annotation, molecular function: microtubule binding.